AUGGAGUCGGCAUCCGACAAUGGCGGCUCGGAGCAGAGCUCCAGCUCUGCCCAGUCGGUCCUACAGAUGGCCCAGGUGCUUUACCCCGUGGUUCUGCUUCUAACCUUCAUCAUCUCGGCCGGUAUUCACACCAUUGUUACCUCCAAAACCGAGGAAGAGUUAGCCACGCCCACCGUCACGGGUCCCGGUGGGAAACCGCUGCCAAUCACCAAGAGGAGACGAAGACACCAAGCCUCGCAAAUAGACGACGACGCCAACACCAGAGGCUUUGCUUGGUCCGUCUUUUUGUACCUGACGGCCGCGAUUAUUGUGUCAUUUGUCGCCAAUGGCGCGGCUGCCGCUGUCCAUGCCAUGAAAUCGAGCAGAGAUGCGGGUUUCACUCAUGUAUGGUGGUGCGGCGAGCAAAGAAUUGUCUACAUCGUUGGUUCGGCGUUUCUCUAUCUUUAUGUUCUCAUCACCCUCCUCGAAUGGCGUGAAAGCCCGACCCUUGUCCAUGGUAUCUUCUGGGUCCUUGGCUUGGCUGGCGAAACCAUCAUCCUCCUCGCUUCCGCCGUUACAAUUUCCGACGGCGGUUACCUUACGUAUUUGGCCGAUUCCAACUCCGACUCCGAUCUUGAGUUUUGGGACAUUCUCGACCUAGGCAUUGCAGGAAUCCGCGUUUGCAUCCUCAUCAUUUUGGUCAGCUUGUACGGCGCCAUCGCACGGAAACGGCUGGAAGAACGCCGCUUUCUCGACGAAGAGGCCCAGCGGUCGGAUUCCGAUGAGGGCAGCCCCCUGCUGGGCGCGAACAGUGACGACGAAGGCCGAGUCAACGGACACGCGAGGCGAAAUAUCCAAUACGGAAGCACGACAAGAGAUCCCCGACGAGACUCGAACAUCAGGCCGAACGAACAGGGCACGCCGCAACAGGACAACGAGGCCGCCUUCUACCGAUCCGACAAAAUUCCCCACAAGACAUGGUUCGAAUACUGUCGGGGGUAUUCGGUUUUCUUCCCGUACCUCUGGCCCAGCAGAUCGAGCAGGCUCAAGGGCGUCGUUGUGCUCUGCUUCGUCAUCGUCAUCCUACAGCGCGUGGUCAACAUCCUGGUUCCUGCCCAGCUUGGUGUUGUUACCGACAUAUUCGAGAAACGGAACAUCGACAAGGUCUGGUUUGAGCUUGGGCUCUUAAUAUUGUACAAGCUUCUCCAGGGCCCCUCGGGCCUGUUGGGAUCGAUUCGGUCGAUUCUCUGGGUGCCUGUUUCGCAGCAUACCUACCGCGCCUUGACGACAGCUGCCUUCGAGCAUGUUCAUUCCCUCUCGUUGGAUUUCCACCUAGGAAAACGCACCGGCGAGGUUCUUUCGGCACUCAACAAGGGCGCUUCGAUCAACCAGUUUCUUGAGCAAGUCACCUUCCAGGUAGUACCGAUGCUUGUGGAUCUUUUGGUGGCCAUUGUUUACUUCUAUAUUCGCUUCGGUUCGCUCUACGCCCUCUUUGUCUCGAUCAUCACGUUCUACUACCUCUACCUGACCAUUCGCAUGGGCGCUACUCGGGCUGAUCAGCGUCGCGAGAUGGUCAAUGCGGACCGUGAGGAGGAGGCUGUUAAGAACGACUCUAUCAUGUCGUACGAGACGGUCAAGUACUUCAAUGCCGAAAGGAGGGAGUUUGAUCGUUACGGCAACGCUAUCAAGAAGUUCCAGGACGCAGAGGCCAAGGUCACAUACGGUAUCAACCAUAUGAACAUGUGCCAGUCGGUCGUGUUCAUGUGUGGUUUACUGGUUGCGCUACUCACUUGUGGCUACCAGGUGUCGCGUGGCGAUAGGACCGUGGGCGACUUCGUGCUACUCGUCACCUACCUCAACCAGCUACAGGGGCCGCUCAACUUUUUUGGGACCUUCUAUCGUACAGUGCAGUCAGCUAUGAUCUCCGGUGAGAGACUACUCGAACUCUUCAAGAUCCAGCCUACCGUCGUGGACAAGCCCGGUGUUGAGGCCCUCAAAGAGUGCAACGGCCAUAUCAAGUGGAACGAGGUUGGGUUCUCGUACGACAAGCGCAGGACAGCCCUUCAAAAUCUCUCGUUCGAGUGCAAGCCAGGCACCACGACCGCUUUUGUUGGAGAGUCCGGCGGCGGCAAGUCGACUGUGUUCCGCCUGAUGUUUCGGUACUACAACUGUCGCGAGGGAAGUAUCGAAAUCGAUGGCCACGACGUUAAGGAUGUGACGAUCGACUCGGUGCGCGGCUUCAUCGGCGUCGUUCCACAAGACACCAUUCUCUUCAAUGAGUCGUUGAUGUACAACCUGAAAUACGCCAACCCCAGUGCGACCGACGAAGAGGUAUUCGAUGCCUGCCGCGCAGCCGCCAUUCACGACCGUAUCAUGAGUUUCCCAGACGGUUACUCGACGAAGGUGGGAGAACGAGGCCUGCGGCUGAGCGGUGGCGAGAAGCAGCGGGUGGCAAUUGCUCGCACCAUUCUCAAAAAGCCGAAGAUCAUCAUGCUUGACGAAGCAACGUCGGCGCUCGACGGGGAGACCGAACAAAAGAUUCAGUCGAAACUGAUUAGCGGCAAGUUCGGUGAGGAUCGCACGCUGAUGAUUAUUGCCCACCGGCUCUCGACGAUCACCCACGCCGAUCAAAUCAUUGUCCUUCAUGCGGGCACCAUGGUGGAGAAAGGCACCCACCAAGAGCUUCUAGCCCUCAAUGGCCGCUACACGGCUAUGUGGGAGAAGCACUGCCGCGCCGAGCGAGCGGCUGAGCAUGCUCGCGACGCCACUAGGAAGGCGAAGAAGUUAUUGAGCCAAGCAAACCUCGGCAACGACGGCUACAACAGUAUGCUCUCGUCGGCGAUUCUUCCCACGGCCCCCCACAGCCCCGUUACGACCGCCGACGAAGCUCGUGACACCGAUUCGGUUUCCUCCCACACCAGCGACAGCACCUCGAGCGGGUCCGAAAGCACCCUUCAAGACGAUGCGCCGGAGAACGGCGAAGGGGGGCCUAACAAGCCAGCCGAAAGCGCACGGCCACCACUUUACUCAUACCCGUCCGAGUCCUCCGCUGGGCGUUCGACCGAUGCGUCAAUCUCUCCUUGA
Messenger RNA from Dichotomopilus funicola, 3063 nucleotides. Its product is annotated as ABC transporter-like protein. Gene Ontology annotation, molecular function: ABC-type transporter activity; ATP hydrolysis activity; ATP binding. The transcript is spliced from 3 exons. The record is from RefSeq and is a predicted model, not a curated record. Gene Ontology annotation, cellular component: vacuolar membrane. Bases 1 to 3063 code for a protein of 1020 amino acids. Gene Ontology annotation, biological process: transmembrane transport. Lineage: Eukaryota; Fungi; Ascomycota; Sordariomycetes; Sordariales; Chaetomiaceae.